This is a messenger RNA of Wyeomyia smithii (pitcher-plant mosquito), 1140 nucleotides long. RefSeq names its product replication factor C subunit 2 (gene RfC4). The transcript is spliced from 4 exons. Gene Ontology annotation, molecular function: ATP binding; DNA binding; ATP hydrolysis activity. The record is from RefSeq and is a predicted model, not a curated record. Gene Ontology annotation, cellular component: nucleus; DNA replication factor C complex. The coding region runs from base 37 to 1080 and encodes 347 amino acids. Lineage: Eukaryota; Metazoa; Arthropoda; Insecta; Diptera; Culicidae. Gene Ontology annotation, biological process: DNA-templated DNA replication; DNA repair.
CAGCAUAAAUGCUUUUAUCCUUUAGCCCAACUGUCAAUGCGACAUAAAAUGCCUGAAUCGCAAGUCAACGAAGGUGCUUCUAGCUCAGGCGCCUCCAAAGACAACACGGCAAACAAGAAAAAAAAUUUACCAUGGAUCGAAAAGUAUCGUCCCCAACGCUUCGAAGAAAUCGUCGGUAAUGAGGACACUGUUAGCCGACUGGGUGUAUUUGCUACACAAGGAAAUGCUCCCAAUAUUAUAAUUGCGGGCCCACCGGGAGUUGGUAAGACCACGACGAUCCUCUGCUUGGCUCGAAUUCUGCUAGGAGAAAACUUUCGCGAGGCCGUACUGGAGUUGAACGCUUCGAACGAACGAGGCAUCGAUGUGGUACGUAAUAAGAUAAAAAUGUUUGCCCAACAAAAGGUAACUUUGCCGCGGGGCCGCCAUAAGAUUGUUAUUCUUGAUGAAGCGGACAGUAUGACCGAAGGUGCUCAGCAAGCGCUGCGGCGAACAAUGGAAAUUUACAGCAACACAACCCGGUUUGCGUUGGCCUGCAAUACCAGCGAGAAGAUAAUCGAACCUAUCCAAUCGCGGUGUGCGAUGUUGCGAUUUUCGAAACUAUCCGAUGCUCAAGUAUUAGCGAAGCUGAUUGAAGUCUGCCAGAAGGAAGCUCUGAAUUACGACGAAGAUGGACUGGAGGCUAUUGUUUUCACUGCCCAAGGGGAUAUGAGACAGGCUUUGAAUAAUCUGCAAUCGACGGCCAACGGGUUCGGGCAUAUAAAUGGAGCGAAUGUAUUUAAGGUUUGCGACGAACCGCAUCCCAUGCUUGUGCAGGAUAUGUUGGAACACUGCAUCAAAGGGGACAUCCACAAGGCGUACAAAAUAAUGGCAAAGUUGUGGCGGCUGGGUUACGCCGCGGAGGACGUUAUCGGGAACGUGUUUCGCGUUUGCAAGCGAAUGAAUAUGAACGAGAAACUGAAGCUGUGUUUUAUCCGGGAAAUCGGCGAAACUCAUAUGAAGAUUGUGGAUGGACUGAACUCACUGCUGCAGAUGUCCGGUAUGCUAGCGAAGCUGUGCGAAGUGUCGUACGAUUAUGCGUAGGUUAUACUCUGGUUGGUAAUAAUAUACGUGUUGUCAUUUUUUGUGCUCAAAUUUAGUUUA